CCAGAGACCAAAACUGAGGCUGGAAAUGAUCAUGUUUUUUCCAGUACUGCUGAUAGUCUGUGCUGUCUCUGCAGCUCAGCUUCAAGAGUCUGACGACAUUAUUUCAAAUUUAAGGCAAACUGAGGCACAAGUAGGAGAACCAGACCAUGACUCUGCUACCCAGCAGACCCACACACAGGACAUCGAUGCUGUUCUGAGAAAGAUGGCUGCCUGGUUGGCUGGAUUGAAGGUGGAGGUGAAGCACUUACAGAGAGAAAAUGAAGCAAAGACAAAAGAGCUGUAUUCACUCAACCAACAGUACCAAGCACAGGAAAGACAGAUGAAAGAACUGCGGCAACAGAACCAAGUGCAGGCAACAGAACUGGCUACUGUUAAAGCCAAGGCAAGCUUCACCGAAAACAGAGUGGAAGCUCAGGCAGCAGAACUGGCUACUGUUCAGGCCAAGGUAGACAAUGCUGAAAACCAAGUGGAGGCUCUGAAGAGAGAGGGAGAAGCAAAACGUCUGGCUUUCUCUGCCUCUUUUUUGGCAUUGACUCCAGGAGACUUUGGACCAUUCAACACACACACAACUCUGGUCUUCAGACAUGUUGUUACUAAUAUUGGAAGUGCCUACAACCAACAUACAGAAGCUCUUCCAGGUACCGACAUCCUGGCGUCGGAAGAAAAACUACACCAGCUGGAGUCCCAGCCACUUAUUGCUCUUGACCUGGAUGGUCUCUCAAAUUUGCAGCUGGUACCAUCCAAAUUUGGGCCUGUGCCACAGGGCUCAUUGAUAUCUUACCUGCGCCCACCUGAGAAGUUCUAAGGUAGCAUCAUCCUGCACCACAUGGCUCCUGUCUUCCCCUCUCUUCCUUCGACGCUGUGCAGUCUUCCGAACAUGUCUUAAGCCUAGUCUUAAAAGUAAUCUAUCUGCCACACGGACUAAAAGUAGAAGCUGGCUCCACAGGAGAGGACCAUGUUCAAAUUCUAACUUCAGGACCCAUUUCCACCUUUUUAUGUCUCUCAUUUGUUUCUUGUGUAAUAACUGUGGAUGGGGUUAUUACACAAAUUCUUUUUUUUUUUUUUAAAAGAAGGAAAUAUAGCUGAAAGCAAUUAUUGUGUGCUUUGCAGAGAGGCAACAACAUUAGUGCAAAUUGCUGCAUUGAUAUACAGUACAGACCAAAAGU
Messenger RNA from Xiphophorus maculatus (southern platyfish), 1166 nucleotides. RefSeq lists its product as uncharacterized. The record is from RefSeq and is a predicted model, not a curated record. The coding region runs from base 26 to 805 and encodes 259 amino acids. NCBI's taxonomy places the organism in Eukaryota, Metazoa, Chordata, Actinopteri, Cyprinodontiformes, Poeciliidae. The transcript has 7 exons. Gene Ontology annotation, molecular function: protein binding.